This is a messenger RNA of Ambispora gerdemannii, 441 nucleotides long. NCBI's taxonomy places the organism in Eukaryota, Fungi, Glomeromycota, Glomeromycetes, Archaeosporales, Ambisporaceae. The record is from the annotation of a GenBank genome assembly.
AUGCUCAAUCGACGUCUUUUUUCUCGCACCACACGCUAUUUUCUAUCACCCUUAUCCAAUCGGAGACGACAACAUUAUUUUCACAGUUCACAAGUGGCACAAACUGGUCAGGAAUUGAAAGGAACUGACCAAAACUUUGAGAAAUUGGUUGAACAAGCCAGCGAACCUGUUAUAGUGGAUUUUUACGCAGAUUGGUGUGGACCAUGUAGAGUUCUCGGUCCAUUAAUAAAAAAGGUAGUAGAAGCCAAUAAAAAAGUCACACUUGUGAAAUUAGACAUCGAGGAGAAUAAAUUGGUCGCUGAAAAGUUUAUGAUCAGUUCAUUACCAACAGUGAAGGCUUUUCAUAAGGGAAAAGAAAUUGAUACUUUUAUCGGAUUACGAGAUUCUAGUUUCAUUAAAGAUUUUGUGGAAAAGACUGGUUCUUUGGCUACUGAUUCUUAA